AUGAAGGAAGAAAUCUCCUUAGCUUUAAGUUCGUGCAAAGAGAUAUUGGAAUUUGCCACAGGGAGUCCAACCGUUCCUGAGACGUUAGAGGAUUCUGUUUUUGAACGUUUUCAGAAAACUCCAAAAACUGCACGUGAGCAUUUGCUGGCGUACUUAGAUCACCGGAUAAUUAGAGACAUACCUGACAAUGUCAGGGACCAAGCCUUAGGGGAUCCUCAAGUCUCUCAUUUUGUCGCGGACAUCAAUCUCAAUAUCGCUGUCAAAAUGGGCGAUCAUUUGGGGCAAAUAAUUUCAGGGAACAACAACUUGAAUGGCUUCCGCACUUCAAAAAACUGCAUCAAAGCUGUCACUGACUACGUGGAAGGACUCAAACCGUCAAUGUGGUACGACUCGGAGUUUGAAACGAAGUUUGAGGUGCCAAGUUUCCAACCCAUGACCUUUUCAUACGCACACAUCAAUAUGGAGUCGAAACUUAGUAAGACUUUAAACUACCUUAAACAACCAAUCGACGAUAUUGUGAAGUACAAGACACUCCUCCCACACGAAAUGAUUGAAGCGGGGAAAUUAUUAUAUCGAAUGAAAUAUACUGGAAAGGGAAUCAAUGACUUGUUCCAAGCAGCGUACGAUAACGGAGAUCCAAAUGGUUUGGUGUUGUCGGGAAUAUUAAAAGAGUAUGGUAUCGGUGUCGAGAAGAACAAGACGGCUGCCGCAGAAAUGUUUUUUGAGGAAAUUGAGGGGACACCAGUUGCAGUGGGUCGAAUUGGAUUGUUGUUUAAUGAAAAAGACUCUCCGAUUGGGUAUUCACAAGAGGAAGUUGCAACUAAAUUGGUAGAAGCCGCAAAUAGAGGGCAUGGAGAUUCGAUGUACCGUUUGAUGUUAUUGUUUAAUGACCCACAAUUUGUACAAUAUAACAAGACGAGAGCGAUGGAAUACCGAAUGAAAAUGUUGUUGAAAAGAGAGAACCACGGACAUAUGAUGUAUGAAACAGCUCGAUUGAUGUUCGACCCGAACAACAACAUAACGUGCAUGAGCGCGGCAACUUUCAUCCAAAAUUGUAUUUUAUCAACAAACAUCGAAGUUUUGUUGUUGGACGAACUUGCUUCGAGAUACUAUGAGGAACAAAUGUAUCGGCCGGCAUUGGUUUUGUAUCAAUUCCUUGGCGAACUCGGAAUUAUGAGUGCGCAACUGAACGCGGCGUUCAUGUUAGAGGGUGGAAUUGGAUGUAGUAAAGUGGGGGAGGAACUUCGUUUCAAGAAAGCUCUUGAUUUGUAUAAAAUGGUACAUAUAAUGGAAAGAGAAACCAUGUGGAAAUACGUAAUCGAUGGCAUUCCUGGCCUUCCCGGCACUGCGGCUGCUCGGAUAGGAAAUAUGUAUUUCGAUGGGAAAGGGUUGGAAAGAGACAUUGACCAAGCAAUUGAAUGGUAUAAAAUCGCGUACGAAGAUCAACAGCCCGAGGCGAUUUACAAACUUGGUUUGAUUAAAACAUACUAUGACAAGGAAAACAAAUACAAACUGAAAGAAGCAAGCGAGUACUUUAUCGAGUUGAUGAACAUUAGAGGGUUCAGCACAAUUGGAUAUUUAAUGUUGAUCAACUAUUAUUUGGAUUAUGCGAGUGCCGACACAUUAAUGGUUGCGCUUGGGCUGAUUUUAGUUGCUCUUUGUACUAUGUGUUGGAAGAAAUAUCAAGGUUUUUGA
This is a messenger RNA of Entamoeba invadens IP1, 1695 nucleotides long. RefSeq lists its product as hypothetical. The transcript has a single exon. Gene Ontology annotation, molecular function: protein binding. The record is from RefSeq and is a predicted model, not a curated record. Bases 1 to 1695 code for a protein of 564 amino acids. NCBI's taxonomy places the organism in Eukaryota, Evosea, Mastigamoebida, Endamoebidae.